Messenger RNA from Glossina fuscipes, 2702 nucleotides. RefSeq names its product importin subunit alpha-4 (gene Kap-alpha3). The record is from RefSeq and is a predicted model, not a curated record. The transcript has 4 exons. Gene Ontology annotation, biological process: NLS-bearing protein import into nucleus. Gene Ontology annotation, cellular component: nucleus; cytoplasm; nucleoplasm. The coding region runs from base 699 to 2249 and encodes 516 amino acids. Lineage: Eukaryota; Metazoa; Arthropoda; Insecta; Diptera; Glossinidae. Gene Ontology annotation, molecular function: protein binding; nuclear import signal receptor activity.
CAUUCAGUAGCAACCAAAAGAAUGAAAAUUCGUGUGUAUUCAGACGUUGAACGUAAUUUUUAUUGAAUUAUUAAUAGAUUUUUUUCUUUUUUAAACUUCGUAACACUUUUAACAAAUUCUUUAAUUUUGAAGUAUUUUGAAGGAGAUUGAAAAAAAUUAUAUAAUUGGAAAGAAAAGAAGUGACAAUACUAUUUGAUAGACGAAAAACUUGGAAAAGCAAAUAAAAAAAUUUUCCAGAAGCCUUUAGAAGGGUUUUAACAGGAAAGCAAAACCACUGUAAUUAAAAACAUAAACAUUCUCAAGGAGAUUUGUAGCAGAAAAAGCAAAGCAGAUUUGAUAAAAAAUUGUUAAUUUUUUUUUCUAAACCUUAACGCCAUUUCUGUUUUAUCGGUUUUUGUGCUAUACAUACUCCGCUUUAACGCUGACGCCGACGCCUCCAACUUCUGCUGCUGUGUUAAUACACUUGAAAUCUUUUUUUUCGCUCGUUUAUUUUAUUCGUGCUCCUUGGUCGCGCUUGCUGUGCUGUUUUCAUAAAAUUUCUUUUUAAAUAGUGAUUUUUUUUUAAAGAAAUACAAUUAAACUAAAAAUUCAGUGUAAUAUCAAAAGGAAAAUAAUAAGGCCGGAAUAGAAAAUUAGGGAGAAUUUCUCUUGACAUAUUAUAAUUAUUCAGUAACGGCAGUACUCACAUAAUACACAAAAUGACGUCUCUUGAACCAAAUAUGAAUCGUUUGCAAAAUUUCAAAAACAAAGGGAAGGAUCAAGAUGAAAUGCGUCGUAGACGUAACGAAGUCACAGUUGAAUUGCGUAAAAAUAAACGCGAUGAAACGAUACUCAAGCGUCGUAAUGUCCCUAAUAUGGAUUCCAAUACAGAUGAGGAUGAUCAGUUGCCGAAUCAAAUCAAUUUGAAAAAACUUGCGGAAGCUGCCGCAGACUCCUCCAAGCCCGAACAGCAAUUGGCAGCAGUACAGGCUGCCCGUAAAUUACUGUCUUCGGACAAGAAUCCACCAAUUAACGAUUUGAUUAAAAGCGACAUAUUGCCUAUAUUGGUGGACUGCCUAAAGCAACAUGAUCAUACGAUGUUGCAAUUUGAGGCCGCCUGGGCUUUAACCAAUAUUGCUUCGGGUACAUCAGAACAAACAAAUCAGGUGGUGGCUGCUGGAGCUGUACCACUUUUCCUGCAAUUGCUCUCUUCACCCGCUCCUAACGUUUGUGAACAAGCUGUUUGGGCUUUGGGUAAUAUUAUCGGCGACGGGCCCGAGUUACGUGACUUCGUCAUCCGAUAUGGAGUUGUGCAACCAUUAUUAUCGUUUAUUAAACCCGAUAUACCAAUAUCGUUCUUGCGCAAUGUCACUUGGGUGAUUGUUAAUUUAUGUCGUAACAAGGAUCCCCCACCGCCGGCCGCCACUAUACAUGAAAUUUUACCUGCUUUGAACGCAUUAAUCCAUCACACAGAUACAAACAUAUUAGUCGACACUGUAUGGGCCAUUAGCUAUUUAACUGACGGCGGAAACGAUCAAAUUCAAAUGGUAAUAGAGAGUGGAGUGGUACCAAAAUUGAUUCCAUUAUUGGGCCAUGCUGAGGUGAAGGUGCAGACAGCGGCAUUACGUGCUGUUGGAAAUAUUGUGACUGGUUCGGAUGAGCAAACGCAAGUGGUGCUCAAUUAUGACGCUUUAUCAUAUUUUCCGGCCUUGUUAUCGCAUCAGAAAGAGAAGAUACGUAAGGAAGCUGUUUGGUUCUUAUCCAAUAUUACCGCUGGCAAUCAAUCGCAAGUACAGGCGGUUAUUGAUUGCGGUUUAUUACCCAAAAUAAUUGAGAAUUUACGCAAUGGCGAAUUUCAAACGCAAAAAGAAGCCGCUUGGGCUAUUAGCAAUUUGACUAUUAGCGGAAAUCGCGAUCAAGUGUUUACGCUCAUUAAGGAAGGUGUCAUACCUCCCUUCUGUGAUCUUUUGUCUUGCCAAGAUACACAAGUAAUCAAUGUGGUUCUGGAUGGCCUGAAUAACAUGCUCAAGACGGCUGAAGGUCACAGCCAAGAAGUGGCAAAUCUCAUUGAAGAAUGCGAUGGACUAGAGAAAAUCGAAAGACUACAAACUCACGAAAAUGUUGAAAUUUAUAAAUUAGCUUACGAAAUAAUAGAACAACAUUUCUCCGAUGAGUCUGAGCAGGCUAACAUGGCUCCUACCUCGGAUGGAACUCAAUAUCAAUUUGACCCCAAUGCCGAAAAAUUAACGAUGAAUACUUUUAAUUUUUAACGAAAUUAUCCACCAUGCGACCAUGAUUAUGUUGGUUUGUAAACAAACCAACUAAAAUUGUUUUAUGAUGAUCCGUUAUUCUCUUUUCGUAUGUCUUUCAUUUUUUUUGUUUUUUUUGUUUUUUUUUUUCAUUUUUCGGAAAGAAUCAAAAAUUCAAAGGAAAAUCCAAACGCAAUCAAACACACCCAUACAAAUAAGAUAUUGAUUUUACACCAACAAUUAGAUCAACAAUCAACAGAGUCCAUGAUAUUCUAAUGUAAUUAAUACUUUAUUUAUAUAUAUAUACAUAUAUAUAUAUAUAUACAUAGCAACAACAAGAGGAUUUCUUAAAUUUUGAGUUUUAAUACGCAUUGGAAAGCAGCACGAUGAAUCAGGACGUAUCUUUAUGCUUUGUACUGUUUUGCCAUUUACAAGUUAUUUUAUUAAAAUAAAUUUAAAAGAGAGAAAAAAAAA